GGUGCAAAAUAUUUCAAUUAUUUCUAAAACAAUAGUGGUAAUUUGUCGUUGAAAUUUUGUUUCCGUACGUUAACAUAGUAGUCUAAAUAUCAUACAAAUAAUUUGUAUUAAUAUUAAGAAGGGGGCGACAAGAGCCUCGAAGACAAAAUGACUUCGAUAAUUGAUCAAAUGGAGCAGCACUCCCAGGUUUCGACGAGGUUCCCUGGGCCGGAGCCCAUGACGUCCUCGGGCUUCAUCAACAUGCAGCUAGAGGACAACACGCCCAUGUUCUCGAAGCAGAAGAUGAAGUUCAACCCCACUGACUCCAUCACCCACGUAGCGGUGGCGAGCGACUAUUUGGUGCUGGCCAUGGCCAACGGGAAACUGUUUCGUAUGGAUUUGAAAAGGCCUGAUCAAAAUGAGGAACUCCAAUAUUCAAAGUUUGUCCAGCCUAACACACGGCUGACAGGAAUAUUCCUCGACCCCCUAGGCUACCACCUGCUCCUAGCCUUCGCCGCCAGAAACAAAGAUGGUAACCCCGAACUUGUCUACUUACACCGAAGGAGCUCCAAACUCAAAUCUGUCACCAAAUCUAGAAACUAUGAAGUGACGGAAGUUUGCUGGAAUAAUGAGAAUACUUCAGAGGUUACGACGGGUCCUAUCUUGCUUGGGACAUCACAGGGACACAUUUUGGAGACUGAGUUAGAAGCCGAUAGUGAUAAAAUGUUUACGGCUAACCAACAAUAUUGGCGACAGAUAUUCGACAUAGUGGACAAGGACUCCAACCCCCCCAUCACCGGCAUUCAGUUCCACCGCGUGAACAACACGAGCAAGUUCUUCGUGUUUGUCACGACCCCGACCAAGCUGUACCAGUUCAUAGGAUACGCUGUCACUACGGACGGGAAGCUGUCGCUACAGUCCAUAUUCCACAAGUACUUGACGAUCCCUGAAACCGGUAUCCAGGAAAUCCCGUCAAGUCUUAAAUACUCCAAGCUGCAGUUCUACUUCGACCACAACAACGUGCCAAAGACCUUCGCCUGGCUCACGGGCCCUGGGAUAUUCUACGGACAGUUGGACCCGUCAUCGCAACAGAACUCCAACUCCCUGUUCACCCAGGCAGGCCUCAUCAACUACCCCGACGACAAAGACAAGGACGACAAAGACAGAGCACCCCUCUCUUUCGUACUAACCGAGUUCCACGCCCUCCUCAUGUACCCCGACCGCGUCAAGGCAGUGUCGCUUCUCAACCACGAACUCGUCUACGAAGACAUUUAUUCCGAGGCCCAUGGGAAAUUAAAAAGUAUUGUCAAAGAUUUCAGAAAGAGAACCAUCUGGGCCGUCACAGAUAAAACUCUGUUUAGAUAUAAAAUUGUUAGAGAAGAACGAGAUGUAUGGAAAAUUUAUUCGGAUAAAGAACAGUUUGAUUUAGCUAAGGAAUACUGCUUUAAUAACCCAGCGUAUAUAGAUAUUAUUAAUGUCAAACAAGCGGAGCUAUUAUUCGCUAAAGGAGACUAUGAGAAAAGCGCGGAAAUAUUCGCAGACACUCAAAGCAGCUUCGAAACUGUAUGCCUUAAGUUUCUAGAAGCGGAUCAGACGAAUGCCUUAAAAAUAUACCUGAACAGGCGAUUAGAAUCUCUAAAUGAAGACGAUAAGACUCUAAUUUCAAUGAUCGUUAUCUGGAUUACAGAAUUAUAUCUAUCUCAGUUAGGUGUGCUAAGACGAACAGGGCAAGAAGAUACUCAAAAGUAUCAUCAACUGCAAAGCGAUUUUGAAGUAUUCCUAGUACAACCUAGAGUUGAAAAGUGUAUGCAGCAUGUCAAAAAGGUUAUAUACGAUCUUAUGUCUUCCCAUGGCGACAAGCAGAAUUUAAUCAAACUAACUAUUUUAAACGAAGACUAUGAAAACGUGAUAGCACAGAACAUUUACAAGAAAUCUUACGCAGAAGCAUUGAGCACUCUCUCAACCUUAAAAAAACCUGAUUUGUUUUACCAGUUCGCUCCCGUUUUGAUGGAAGAGGAGCCUAGACUGACAGUGGAUACUCUAAUCGCUCAAGGCACAAGACUGAACUACCUCAAACUACUCCCAGCUUUUCUGUCAUGCGAGAAUGAUGAAGCUCACGUGAGUGAAAUCAUGAGGUACUUGGAGUUCAUAAUGCAGAACUUCAACGUGAAAGAUACGGCGAUACAUAAUUAUCUGUUGACGUUGUACGCGGAACAUGACAAGGUCGCCCUCAUGAGGUAUUUGGAGAGGCAGGGGCAGGAUGCCGUGUUGGUGAACUAUGAUGUCCAUUAUGCUUUGAGAUUAUGCCGCGAGAGAGAACUCCCCGAAGCUUGCGUCAAGCUAUCCGCCUUGCUAGGACUCUGGGAGGCGGCCGUGGAGCUCGCGUUACAAGUGGACCUGGCGCUAGCUAAGUCCGUAGCCGCGCUGCCGCCGGAGCCGGCCACGCAGCGCGCCCUGUGGCUGACCAUCGCGGAGCACGUAAUCACCGAGAACCAAGACCUUCGGGAAGCCAUGAGCUUCCUCACCGAGUGUCCACUCUUGAAGAUAGAAGAUCUACUCCCGUUCUUCAGCGACGUGGUCACCAUCGACCACUUCCGCGACCCCAUCUGUCAGUCGCUCCAGGAAUAUAACUGUCAAAUAAAGGAAUUGAAAGCAGAAAUGGACGAAGCCACACAAGCCGCUGAAUCCGUCCGGGCGGACAUCAAGUCGUUCCGCAACCGUAGCGUGUACGUGUCGGUGACGGAGACCUGCUGCCUCUGCGAGAUCGCGCUGCUGCUGCGGCCCUUCUACCUGUUCCCGUGCGGGCACAAGUUCCACAGCGACUGCACCAGGGCCCAGGCCAUGGACAUACUGAGCCCAGCCCGCCGCAACAAGCUAGCCGACCUCCAGCGUCAACUAAACGUCCUCUCAAAAAUCGAACUGUCCACCAUAACCAGCAACGGGUUACCGCUGAGAGAGGUACUGAGGAACGAGAUCGAUGACAUAGUAGCCAAUGAGUGCAUCUUCUGCGGCGAGCACAUGAUCAACUGUAUAGACAAGCCGUUUAUUGCUGAGGAAGACUGGGACCGGGUUAUGAAGGAAUGGGAAUAGAUUUGGAGUCCUGUACGGAUAUGAUGGUCGUUCUUGUCUACGUGACAGCGUGAUAAAACGGUGUCAGUCACUUUCUAUCCCGCGGUGUUAAAAAGUGAGCUAUUUUAUCACGUGGAUAAAACCAUCCAUAAUAGGCUGCCUGGCCUUACUUGUAUCCGUUGUAAUAUAUCGCCAUAAGUUGAAGGACUGCGACCUACAAGAUAAGAUAAUAUCCAAAAAUUUAAACAAUCAUAAUACCUAUUCCUGAGCUGUUGCUCUUUGAAGAUAAAUAAAAAGAUACUAAGUGACCUAAUCUAGGUUUUUGACUUAGGUCGAGUUGAAAUGAAAGUGAGUAGAAUUUAGAUAAAUUAUUUGGGAGUAGAAGUAGAGCCGUAUCCUCGAGAUAUAUUCAUGCGCUGAUACUAUUUGUGUAAUUAAAUCUAGUAUUUUUAAUAAUAACGUUUUGUAAAGGACCAACAAAGGUUUGGCGGUAUAUUUUGCUUGAAGAUAUCGACUGAACUGAAAUAUGAGAGGCUAGUUGAUGUUUACCUACAUCUUGACUUAUAUUACACUGUAUCAAAGAGAAUUCUAAAUAGAGGAAUAUUGUCAAAGUAAAUUAUGUAGUCAGUACAUUAACUGCCAUCUUUUAAUAGCGAUGGCGCAAUACCAUUGGCCUACCCUCGAGUAGAUGGCUAUACUUUUUGACAUUUAACAAAUUUAACACAUAUCAGUGAAAAAAUAAGGAUCAAAGUCAAAUGGCGUUCUAAAAGUGUUAAUCCUUUGUGUCGAAAGAUGGC
Molecule: messenger RNA, 3845 nt
Organism: Cydia splendana
Lineage: Eukaryota; Metazoa; Arthropoda; Insecta; Lepidoptera; Tortricidae
Gene: dor
Product: vacuolar protein sorting-associated protein 18 homolog
Exons: 10
Coding region: 148-3069 (973 amino acids)
Biological process (GO): organelle fusion; endosome to lysosome transport; intracellular protein transport
Cellular component (GO): endosome; HOPS complex
Molecular function (GO): protein binding; protein-macromolecule adaptor activity
Source: RefSeq, a predicted model, not a curated record